CGGGGCGGUGGUGAGUCGGUCUGUGUCAGUUGGCUUGGUAAGGCAUCCGAGGCCGCGUGGCUCCCUCCAGCCCUGCCGCUCCUCCCUCCCGCUCACUGAACCUUCCCGCAGUCCACGCAGAAAGCCGAGAGAGCGCUGAAACUCCUCCCUCACGCCCGCUCAUCCACCAGCGGCAGAGGUAGAGAUAGAAAGUUAAGUUCGUGAUCAAAGAGAGCCGUGCGCGAAGUCUGAAGUCCCGCGCGCUCGUCUCAUCACGUCUUCGCCUUCGUCAGUACCGCUAAGGGAGGUGAAGGAAGCGUCGGGAGUCCUGCAACGUGUCCCUAGCGGUCCCUUGGUGGCUCGGAAGGGGCGUGGGAGAAGGAAAGAAGCGAGUGGUUGGUUGGUUGGUUAGUUAAAUUGUUAAGUUAGUUGGCUGGCGGACUGACUGGCUGGCUGACUGCUGCCUGGAGGAGUUUACGUGAAGGACAAUCAGCAAAACUUGGCUUGCAUUGAGAAUAUUUAGCGUUCCCUCUCCCUCUCUCCCUCUCUUCCCCUGUCCCUUUCCCUCUCCUCUCUCUCUCUCUUGUUUUUCUCUUUCUCUCUCUCGAACACACUCUGAUAAGGGAAAACGAGACGUACUUUCAGCCUUUCGACAAUAGUGACUUUUUUGAAACCGGUGUGAUUGCAGCCCUCACUCCGCCCACUCCCACGCCAGCACCCACGCCUACGCCCACCAGCAGCAGCACCACACCUUCAAGCACACACUGACGAAGGCCCCGCAGGAGUGGUUAGAACGAAGAGGGAAGUGCUGAAACCUCUCCUAAGUGUCUCCUCUCUUUGUCUACCACUCUCUCACUCCUUCACUCUCUCUCCCUCUCCUCCGCCGUCAGCACCUUCGCCCGCAGAGUAUUCUCAGUCUCAGGUAGAGAAGAUGUGGACAAGGCUGCCUCAUCUCCAACUCCUCCAUCUCCUCCUCCACAAACGAGUCUUCUUCCUCCUCUUCAUCGUCCUACUCCUCCUCCUCCUCCUCGCCCAGGAAGGCCAUGGAGAUAUUUCUGGCUCAAGGCGGGAGUUACCAGCACACAAGAGACAGUCAGUUCAAUACUCCACGCUGGUCGGUCCGUCAUUCCUCAACGUCUCCGCCCACGCCCACGCCCACGCUCGCACUGGACACACCGCCUACCUCACCUGCGUCGUCAGAAACCUGCAUAAUUAUACGGUGUCAUGGGUGAGGGCGAGCGAUAUCCACCUACUGACAGCGGGAGAGACCACCUACACCUCGGAUCACAGGUUCGUGGCAGUCAACCCUGGAGGCGGGCCUAAGUGGGUCCUGCGCCUCCACCACGCUCGCCCCAAAGACGCCGGAACGUAUUUAUGCCAGGUGUCCGUCACGCCGCCCAUUAGUACCUCUGUCAACCUCCUCGUCACUGAGGCUUCAGCGCGCGUGUUCCCAGGGCCUGAGGUGUUUCUGAAAGCGAGCAGUCGGCUGGUACUGGUGUGUGAGGUGCGUGGCUGCCCGUACCCGGCCCACCCCACCUGGCAGCGCGGCAACAAGGUGGAGGGUGGAACACAAGUGGAGGAAGGUCACGUGACAGCCUCCACCUCCACCCCAGCCUAUGAGGAGACCACCACCACCACAUCCACCACCACCACCACCACCACUCUACUGGCCUCCCACAACACCACCAACACCUUCACCACCACUGUUACUCCAUCCACCACCACCGCAGCCGCACCCACCACCACCGCCACCACCACCACCACCACGCCCACGCCCAUAGGCCUGCCCAUAGCGAGGGUGACGCUAGUACGCCCAAAAGCCAAGGCCGCGCAUUCCGGGGUGUACACGUGUAUGAAUUCAUGUACACCACCAAUCAACCUCACCUUACACGUCCUUAUAGGUGACGAAGAGACGGCUGCAAUGCAACACCUGAGUGGGUCGCCGCGCCCCUCUCCGCUCUCGUGCUGGCUUCUCCCCGUCCUCGCAGCCAUGACGUCACUCCUGCAGCUGAUGACGUCCUGAAUCACGAUGAGGCAGCCAGCCACGGGGAGACACUUAGCUAAUAAUGAUACUGAUGAUAAGGAUAAUAGGAGAUAAGAGAUACAUAUGUGGACUGUGUAGAUUUCCCCUCAACCUUUUCUCUUUUAUCGUGAGGAGAGAGAGAGAGAGAGAGAGAGAGAGAGAGAGAGAGAGAGAGAGAGAGAGAGAGAGAGAGAGAGAGAGAGAGAGAGAGAGAGAGAGAGAGAGAGAGAGAGAGAGAGAGAGAGAGAGAGAGAGAGAGAGAGAGAGAUAAUAUGAUUUCUCUUAAGUAAAAGAAUGGUUUACCUCUUUUUCCUUUCAUGCACACGCAGAGAGAGAGAGAGAGAGAGAGAGAGAGAGAGAGAGAGAGAGAGAGAGAGAGAGAGAGAGAGAGAGAGAGAGAGAGAGAGAGAGAGAGAGAGAGAGAGAGUGGACAGGGCGGGUUAUUGCCAGAAUAUGGAUAAUACCUUGUCCUGAAAUGGCUAUUGGUCCUGUAACCCUGUGGCCCUGGAGGAGGAGGAGGAGGAGGAGGAGGAGGAGAGGAGGAGGAGGCAAGGGCUUUGGACUGGGGUCACUCUGGUAGCCUGAAGGUUCCCUGAAGGCGCUGCAGCAGGCAACUUUAAUAUAAAUGUCCUCUUGCGCGCCUGCAGAAGGAAGAGGAAGAGGAGGAGGAGGAGGAGGAGGAGGAGGAGGAGGAGGAGGAGGAGGAGGAGGAGGAGGAGGAGGAGGAGGAU
Molecule: messenger RNA, 2733 nt
Organism: Portunus trituberculatus (swimming crab)
Lineage: Eukaryota; Metazoa; Arthropoda; Malacostraca; Decapoda; Portunidae
Product: probable family 17 glucosidase SCW11
Exons: 8
Coding region: 911-2002 (363 amino acids)
Biological process (GO): synapse organization
Cellular component (GO): neuron projection membrane
Source: RefSeq, a predicted model, not a curated record